This is a messenger RNA of Daphnia pulicaria, 4167 nucleotides long. RefSeq names its product dual specificity testis-specific protein kinase 1-like (gene cdi). Gene Ontology annotation, cellular component: cytoplasm; nucleus. Lineage: Eukaryota; Metazoa; Arthropoda; Branchiopoda; Diplostraca; Daphniidae. Gene Ontology annotation, biological process: protein phosphorylation; actin cytoskeleton organization. Bases 844 to 3513 code for a protein of 889 amino acids. The transcript has 13 exons. The record is from RefSeq and is a predicted model, not a curated record. Gene Ontology annotation, molecular function: protein serine/threonine kinase activity; ATP binding.
GGCUAUGCGGUAGUGAAAUUACCCAGUUGCCAACAGUUACAAAACCUUCAAUUGUGUGUAUAUUUCACCCUGUGGGUAACGUUAGUCUCUUUCGAAACACAUUUUCCGUUGUCGGUAGACCUAUACUUUUCAAAACUUUUCCUAUUGUUUUCUUAAUUUUUCAAUAAUUAAAUAUAAGAUUAGCUGAAAGUGUAUUAUUGGGUCAGAAUUCUGUCAAAAUAUCUUUCGCUUUAUUGAAAUUUAAUCAAACGUAAAUCAAUAGCAUUAACUAGCAAAGAUCACGCGGCGACUGUUUAAUUAUUUGACCGUUGCGCUAAGCGGCGCACCGAGUUUAAAAUUUGAGCGCUAGGUGGCGUUUGGUGACGUUCUAAAAAUCUAUAACAAAAAAAUAGAAAAGUAGCGCAUGCGUUGCUGGUAAGACCUCCCUUCGGCUCUUCAUCUGCUGCUGGUUUGUGCUGUUGUAUUUAUCCGAGUACUACAGUCCCCGGCUGUUCGACGUUUUCUCUCUUGGGCGAAAAAGAGAACAACGUUACACAAGUCCUUGGGGUUUAUCGUCUGGUCCGGUUUUUUGAUCAGUUUGUUUUGUGAUGUCUCUCGUGACUGCUGCACCUUGGUAUUCUUCCGUUGUAUGUUGAGUUUCAGCAAUAUAAACACACAAAUCCCUGACACAUCGGACAAAUUCGGCUACUACUUUCUGCACUUCAUUCGUCUGCUUCUCUGCAAGACGUCUUCACGCAGCAUCCCACUUUGCAAUUCAAAGACUGAACAUCCUGUCUGCUAGACAUUUUGCCUUUCGUGCUGUCACUGCUUACGUGAGCGAGAGCAUGCGAGGCUGGGGCGAAGAUGUCCGUCAUAUUCGACCGUCCGACUAGCAGCGAUCUUCCGUCCAUCACACCGAUGGGACUUUUACAGCCACAUCCGACAACGACAAGUCGGUCCAUCUCUGAGCCGAGCGAGCUGGAGCAAUUCGCUUUUCUCCGACGACGUCCUUUACCCGCUCAAGCCGAACCGUCAUUCUUCGAUUUCGAAGAACGUGGUUCGCUGGAUCAUUCGGAGCUGAACGGGCCGUCGUCGCCUCGUAAUAAGCCUCCGUGGAGCAGCGCCGUCAGCAGCCCUCGCCGUGCCCGACCCGUGUCAUCUUGCCAGGCUUUACGUCACGCCGUCUCCAACCUCAACCGUCUCGAUGAUUUCUACUGUGAAAAAAUCGGCGCCGGAUUCUUUUCGGAAGUGUUCAAGGUGACUCACCGGACCACGAACGAGGUGAUGGUUCUGAAGAUGAAUCUACUGGCUUCCAACCGGAAGAACAUGCUCCACGAAGUUCAGCUGAUGAAUCGACUCUCCCACCCAAACAUUCUCAGAUUCAUUGGAGUCUGCGUUCACGGUGGCCAGCUUCACGCUCUGACCGAGUACAUCAAGGGCGGUAGCCUGGAACAGCUGAUUCUGAGCGACGAGGAGAUACCGUGGAGUUUGCGGAUGAAAAUCGCCUGCGACACCGCCAAGGGAAUGAGAUACUUUCACUCUAAAGGUCUCUUUCAUCGAGACUUAACCUCCAAGAAUGUUCUCAUUCAACGAGACGACGAGACAGACGAUCUAACGGCCGUGGUUGGCGACUUUGGACUAGCCACAAAAAUUCCCGACGCCAGGUAUAGUUACCGUUUGCCAACGGUCGGAAGCCCUUACUGGAUGUCUCCGGAAUGUCUGAAAGGCAAAUGGUACGACGAGCGCAGUGACGUCUUUAGCUUCGGCAUCGUCCUGUGCGAACUGAUUGCCCGCAUUGAGGCCGAUCCGGAUAUCCUUCCGCGGACCGAGAAUUUCGGUUUGGAUUACAUUGCCUUCAGCGAACUGUGCCCCGAUUGUCCACCCGAUUUCCUUCAACUCGCGUUCUCCUGUUGCCAUAUGGACCCGAAUAGCCGGCCAACUUUCGAAGAAUUGGUGCCUCAGUUGGAACAAAUGAUUCGGCAGCACAAUAGCGGCCGAAGUGUCGACGCACCGACUUCAGACGUGGCGGCCAGCGACGCUGAUAUCCAGUCAGGUUUUCUUUCCAGUGGCUCGGAUGUCACCAAUGGCUGUCACUCACCCGAAGAGCCGAAAGAGGCCCAGCCAAGCAGCAAAUUUGACCAUGAUGUCUACCUCGUCCCGGGCAGUUCGCCCAGCGAGAAAGCUCGAUGCCACUACCUUCAAGGACGUGCUGCCAAGGAGAAGCCGUCCAAGGGGGAUUCGGACGAGACUGGCAAGGUCGACGAAUCGUCUCAGCAGAGCAACGUCGCUAGUCUUUUGUUGACUCCGAAACAUGUCGGCGAAGCCAUGUCUGCCGGCGAUCCGUAUUAUCGACCCAACUGCAAGGCUCAAAAUCCCUUUGCCACUCUGAAGCGAUUCAAGAACGGACGGAAAAUUCUGGAUACCGCGCGUGGGGGACUUUUCUCCAGCUGUUGUGAACUAGCUUGGCCGUUACGACUCAGCGGGAAAGGUGGCAACAACAGCGAACAGACGGAUGAGGCUGACAAGAGAAACCGCCAACAGAAUCUUUGUCGCACUGCCUCUCGUUCGUUGCCCAGCUCUCCAGCGUCGCCCCGACGACACCCAGGGGUUUCCAGUCUCGUCACGAGCCCGGCAACUCCCACGGAAAGACAAGAAACGCCAAAGUCCGCUUCUGCUGAAAAUCACCGUCAUUCCGAUGAGGCCUCUCCGCCGUCGCCCGUCUCUGUGCCAGCCGAGACUGCUGGCUCACGGAGGAAGGAUCACCUAGCCGUGCGAAGCUAUCGAGGGAAAAGCCAGGACGAUUCCGUGCUGGGCAAGCUGCGAUACUCCCCGUUGAUGCCUUUGAAACGACGUGGAUCAUCUGAAUCCGGGUUUUUUAGUGUCGGGGACGUGGAGCGGAUGAGCAGCAGCGAUUUGUCGCCGGAAUUUACCCUAUCGUUGGAUGACGGCUCGUUCGCUUCGCGUUCGAGGAUCGGCAGUUGUUCCAUAAGCGACCCCGAGGAUUUGGACAGUCUCUCUCUGCGCUUCAACCGAUCGUUUUCAUCGUGGACGGUCUUCAACCGAUCCUCUUCCGUUUACACUGACAGUUCUGAAGACCUGACGAGUCUCGGAGGGGAAGGCAGCGAAGAUCGAAAUUCUUCACUGGUACGUCGUCUGGAAUACGGAGAGAAAGACAUUGGCAAGAUCGUCGACUACUUCGAGUGCUACAUCAGAGGAGGCGGAGUGACGUCUGAAUCGAAAGAUAAGGCCUGUAUGGGGCGUGGAGUGCAAUGCACGACGAAUUCCGGGCUGAAAGCUCGCAUUCGACAGUUCCAAAACUUGCGUCAUGAAGAGAAACUGGGUCGGGAUAAGCUGUUGGCGUCGCAGUUGACAGAGAGAUUAACCGAAGCGGCCGGCCUGGAGAAGCAGUCGGCAGUCACCGCAGCUCCAAGUUCAACGAUAGCUAAAAAGCACGUUCCCCACCGACUCAAAGUCUGUGAGGGAGCCGUCCAGUCCAAGUUGUCCCUCUUCGACAAGAAAGUCAAUCAGAACUAAUAAUGUCUCUGCUUUCACUUCUCUGUUGGAAAAGUUUACCCCAUAAUUGCUUUAUGUAGUAACCCCUGUCCUCAAGCGGAACUUGGAACCGGAAUCGAAUUCAUACCUAAUUUUGUUGAUUCAACUUUUUCCAAUUCUUACUCAAUUUCCAUUUACAUUUGAUCUAAUCAUUGAUUUCCAUAUAUGUAAGGUAAAGCUUGAACGAGUGUGGGUUCCAUUUGUCCAAGUGAGCUCUGCAGCUGAAUUAACCAGUACCUGACCUGCUUCCUUGAGCGAUUAAAGAGGAAAAGGAUGCACGAGUCCGUCAUGAACUCAUGAUCACGUUGUUCACCCUAUCGGCCCAUUUGAGCUCUAUAUUUUUACUUAACUAUGCAGCUAUAUGGUAAUAAUAACUUGUGGCUUGAAGCUAAGUCAUGAACAGUGUGAAUCAAGCGUAUAAUGUAAUAUAACCGAUAUCCAGAUUGUAAAAAAGAAGAUAGAAAUAUAAACCGUUUCGCCCCGUAUUUUUUAGGAUUAACAUCACUCCUCCCAAUGAGCGCCGCCUCGCAUUGGUUGACCAUUUGUCGCCCUAGAAAGAUAUUUCUUGCCGCCCCAGAAUUCUUGUAGAAAUUUACUCGAGAGUCAAUAAAAAAUGAUAAUCAUUUUCUUCUAGAA